Cyphellophora europaea CBS 101466 is the source of this 2214-nucleotide messenger RNA. RefSeq lists its product as uncharacterized. The coding region runs from base 1 to 2214 and encodes 737 amino acids. NCBI's taxonomy places the organism in Eukaryota, Fungi, Ascomycota, Eurotiomycetes, Chaetothyriales, Cyphellophoraceae. The transcript has a single exon. The record is from RefSeq and is a predicted model, not a curated record.
AUGAGUGACUCGAACAACAAUACCAACCACCAAGUCGGUCAAGACCAGGUUGGUCAUGGCUAUGAUAGCCCAGUCGACCAGAAUCCCGACAAUGUCUUCCCCUAUACCCCCGGCGACUUCGACCUCCCUGACUUAGUCCUCUCCGAAUUCAAUGACAACGACGUCAACCAUACGGACGUUGACACUUUCGACGGGUCCAACCAGUUGAAUCAGCGGGCUAUGCCUCCAAUCGACAACCAAGCUAUUGGCGGUGGGUUCUUGGGCGAGCCUCUCCAGUCAGGGGAGGAGGGUUUUCCUCUUGGCAAUGAACUUGCUGUGGUCUCCAGCAUCGAAGGGCAGCCACAACCCGAACAGCAGCAUACCUACCCUGACCCUGAGGAAUUUCUUCCUCAGGGUGUCCCGCUGGCUGCGCCGGAUCAACGCGAUGAAUCGCAGCAGCCACUGCAGACACUCGAAAUCAGCCUGACGCCAUUCACGGAUAGCAAUACCCCUCGAGAUCCUCGCAUUGUUCAGGACUCAAACCAAAACGCCCAGGCUUGUAAUUCUGGCAACACCAAACAGCCACAAGCUGCUCGUGAUACUGCGACUCUCAGCAAGGGUACAAGCUCCAAGGGUUUCACCCCAGGUCCCAUGAGAUACGCGAUGAUGACCAAAGGAUUUCAGCCAGAUCCACAACAGGGUCAUGUCAUUAUCGGUCAACGUCCAGCUAUUCCACGCCCCGACCGUGCCAGUCGUCUGGCUGUGCGGCAGCCUGAGGACCCGAACGAGAUCUUCGAAAUCGGCAGUCGCGAGGAUUCAAACCCGAACCUUGGUAUGACUUCAGGUCGCAACUGGAUGGGCUAUUUUGACCCCAACGAUCCCGAGAGACUGGUCACCAGAUGUCGGCUUCGAAUUCGAAGAGGUCGAGGCAGCGAUGGUCGUGGAGAGUCUCACUCUUACCUCGGCUACGAUAGUAGUCGAGAGAUUCUUCCUGCUGGCCUAUCUCUCGAAGAAAUUUGUGAGCUCUAUCCGAACCAUGUUUGGGGUGAGAUGUUGCGCAUCUUCUUGUCGGAGGGUUGGACUGGGGCCAGCAUUUUCGAGGCUCUGCCAGGAGAUGUCCAAAAAGCCAUCCGAGCGGGUCGAUCGGGUGCACCAGAGAAAACUCGACCUCAGAACUACAUGCAGGCGGCGUGUGGCCGUGAGAUUGACAAGAUGGCCAAUGAGGACAAUAUGUAUCGUCCCGUAAAAUCCGCUCCAAACAAAGGCAAGAAGCGCAAGAGUAGGCGCUCUUCGGAAGACGAUCAAGAAGACGAUGACGACGACGUUGAGGAAGUUUCCAGACAUCGCCAGAAGUUUCGGCCAUCAUCCAACCGCCGUGUGGGUCCCAGCAGACGUACAACAAAUGGUGCUGGUCAAGUCCGUUCGCAAGGUGGCCCAAGCAAUCGUGGGCCACCCACUGUUAGUCUCUCAGAGGGCUUCAGCUAUGGCGUCCAGGUCAAUUCCGUACCGCCUUUGCCUCGGGUCACUCAACCGAAUACUCCAUGUGGUGUGCAACAGGUGCCCAACGUUAGAUUUGCAGGCCGGGCUCCCCAGCACAACAUACAGCGAGCCCCAAGAAUGCCUGUUCAGCCGAGCAACAUCCCGCCGACGCAGCCAUCAUUGCAGCCAAAUGGUAGAUAUUUACCUUCCGGCCAGAUGAGCAGUCAGCGGUCGUCUUAUAUCGAUGAGCCAUACGAAGGAUACCACCAAGACUGGCAGCACCAAAUUGAGUACCGCGGCGCGAUGUAUGAUCCGAGGAUUGCAUUUGGUAGCACGCGCGUGAACUAUGCCGGCCACAGACCUCCCGUCCAGAACCAGGGGCUCAUUGUUCCAGGCUAUGGGUUGGCGGCUGGUGAGAGGUUGAUGCAGCAGGGCAGUCGAUUCCAAACGCGGCCUUCGUAUUAUGAUUCGACCGAUCAUAACGGCGGUUUGGCUUAUGCUCCUGGUCACUGGGCUGGGCAGCCAUUGCCAGUCAUGCCUCCAUCCUUGAUCGGCGGGACGGAGGAACGAUGGCAGAACUUAGCUGCUGGUUUGUACGAUGAUUCCCUUGGCCUCGUCAGCCCUCAGAACAACUUUGAGAUAUUGCACUCUGAGCGGCCUUUGCAUAGUCCCGGCAACGCCAGCCACACGCAGCCACAGAAGGACGACCCAGACGGCAGCUCUAAGUCGCCGGACACUGAGCCUCGAGACAUCUAG